Messenger RNA from Thalassophryne amazonica, 973 nucleotides. RefSeq names its product usherin. The record is from RefSeq and is a predicted model, not a curated record. NCBI's taxonomy places the organism in Eukaryota, Metazoa, Chordata, Actinopteri, Batrachoidiformes, Batrachoididae. The transcript has 6 exons. The coding region runs from base 264 to 761 and encodes 165 amino acids.
GUUUCACCUCAUCUCUGCUGUGUUGAUGGGAGGAAGGACGGGGUGACAGGUGUGCUGCUAAAAGCCUUUUGGAUCAAUGUACAACUCAGUGAGAACUCAGUGAGGGGCCCGCCAGCAAACCCCCCGCCUCAGGUGGAAUCACGGACCUCAGCACUGAUUCAUUGAACCCCACUCCUCCUGAAGGAGGAGGAGGAGGUGAGCAAGCAGAGGGAGGUGACGGAGGCGGCCGACCCCUCGUCCGUGAACUAUGGUUUGUCGUAGUGAUGGCGUGCAUCGCCUUGCUGCUGCUGGCUGUCAUUUUGGCGCUCGUGCUGCACAGGGCCCUGAACAAACCUCCCCUCACCAGAGAGCGCCCCCCACUGGUGGCCUUACCGCUGCAGAAGAGGAGUCCCAUGGCUGCGUCUCCUCCCAGCAAUUCCAUUUUGUUCGACACCGUGCCGGACACCACGGGUUUCUCCAACACUGUAACUCUCAAAGGCUUCACAAUGAAAUUAGAGGAGGUGAUGGAAGAUAAAUGUGAGGCCGUGGAGGAGGUGCCUCCACAAGGAAUGCUGGAGAUCCUCAGCGUGAACUCUCUGAGGCGCAGCGUCAGCCAGGUGAUAGACGGGAAGGUCCUGACACCGGACGAUGAAUCGUGGGAUCCGGACAUUUCGGGUCACGACAGUGGGAUGUUUAUGGAUGACGAGGAAUUUGUGGACACUAUUAAAGGCUUCAGCACCGUGAGGAAGGAGCACACCAUGUUCACCGACACCAACCUUUGACCCAACCACGACCCCUGGAACCUACAGACCGCUCACUUCACAUGUAAAAAUCACUUAAAAUCGCCUUUCUCUCAGAUCUGUCCAGUUAGAGACAGUGUCGUCUCUCAGAUCGAUCACCGCUGGAGGACAUUCCAGAAAGUGAGUGAGAAAGGAAUUAUGACUAACUUCAGCAAGAAGACAAAAACAGAAAACAGUUGAAGAUGUUUGGACGG